Messenger RNA from Dicentrarchus labrax (European seabass), 3103 nucleotides. RefSeq names its product B1 bradykinin receptor. The transcript is spliced from 3 exons. Lineage: Eukaryota; Metazoa; Chordata; Actinopteri; Moronidae. Gene Ontology annotation, cellular component: membrane. The coding region runs from base 16 to 1113 and encodes 365 amino acids. Gene Ontology annotation, biological process: G protein-coupled receptor signaling pathway; immune response; neutrophil chemotaxis. The record is from RefSeq and is a predicted model, not a curated record. Gene Ontology annotation, molecular function: bradykinin receptor activity.
AAGAGGAACCUUUUCAUGAAACGUACGAGAGCGGGUCAGAGUCAGAGACAAACAGAGUACAGUAGCAGACGUGUGGAACAGUGUGUAUUUGGACAUUUUACAGACAUGAAUUUAACAACGGAAGGAGGAAAGACCCUUGUGCCUACAAGUGCCCCUCCUGACUGUUCAUCUUUAGACUCUGACGAUUGGACCAAAACUGGGAUGCCGGUGUUCAUCCUGCUGAUCACUGCGCUGGGGAUUGUGUUUAACGUGUUUGUGCUCGUGGUUUUCUGGUUUCAUAAGAAGCCCUGCACCGUGGCUGAGAUCUACUUGAGCAACUUGGCUGCUGCUGACCUUGUUCUGGUGUCCUGUUUGCCCUUCUGGGCUGUCAACAUAUUGAAUGGUUUCAAUUGGAUUUUUGGUCUGUUCCUGUGCAAAGUUGUCCACAUGGGCAUAAAUAUGAAUGUCUACGGCAGCAUAUACUUCCUCGUUCUGGUUAGCAUAGAUCGCUUUAUGGCACUGGUGCAUCCGUUGUCCCAGAACAGAAUGCGUAGGCCAAAGUAUGCCAAACUGGCCUGUCUGCUGGCGUGGGGGUUGAGCUUGCUCCUGAGUGUCCCUGUGAUCAUAUACAGGAAAGUGAAACCUGUUUGUAAUAUUACUUUUUGCGGCUUGGAUUUGGAAGAAAAAGAUGCCCGGCUCCUUGACUGCAUGCUGACUUUUUUCAGCUUCAUCAUCCCCAUUUGCAUAGUUUCCUGCUGCACUGUCAAGAUUAUUCAAGCUCUGAAUGGCCGGUUAACAGAGGGGUUAAACCAGAAAACGGAGCACAAGGCCACCACUCUGGUGCUGGCAGUUCUCCUGGCUUUUGUGAUCUGCUGGCUGCCAUUCCACCUGGUUAAGUUGGUAACUUUGUUCCCAAGUCCUGAUGUCCUGAAGGGAAACCACCUAGACAACUGCCGCUACAUCUUCACCUGUUUAGCCUUCUUCAACAGUGUUCUCAACCCCAUCCUCUACGUUAUUGUAGGAAAGAACUUCCGUAAAAAAGUUACGGAACUCUUUAAGCAGGAAGACAGGAGAGUGUCUUUCAGUACGUCCUCCACACGCACCUCAAAACUCAUGAAAAGCAUCAGAGAAUAAGGUGAUCUGCAGGACUGGGAUUUGUUUUUGAGGACCAAGGGCAUAUUUGUUUUGUUUUUUUACACUUUCACAUAAUAAAAUGGGCUGUUAUUUGCACAGAUGUACUACAGGAAAAAUAGUUGAAGUUAUACCCACAAUAUGUUUGUGUAGUCUGAAUACACAGGUUUUAUUUUCUGUUUCACCCACAGUUUGCAAAAAGGUGAAUUUGAGACUUACUUGAUUAGGAGCAUGAUAUACCCUUUUUACGAUUACCCAUCAGAUUCUGCUUAAUAUGAUUGUUUGCUGUGGGUGGAACAUAACUCAGGGUUUUCCUUAAAGAAGUACACCACCAUAAAACAUUUUUUUUUUACCUAAUUAUAUGACUGUACUGUGAUGAUGCUGGUGUUAGGUUGAAAAGGUUGAAAAAGGCUCAAUACGCCCUCUACUGUUUUAAAUCACCCUCAACCCCAUAUACCCAAUGCUGACAUAGAGUCGACCGUUUAGGACUAAUUGACAUCAAGACAUUUAUAUGAAAAAGAAGUGUUAAUGCCCACUAAUCAGAGGAUUGGAGGGCAUUAACACCAGCCUCCACUUUGAGUUAGCUCUGACUACCAGUCUUAAACCUUUCUCAGCACAUUCUGUGAUGUAGAGAUAGUCUCACACUUCCAUAUGAAAAAUCCGGUUGUGGUGCAUCUGGCCUUUCUUAACAUUCUCCUGAGCCCAUUUAAUUCUCUGGGCAACACUUCAGGAGGAAGGCUAGAAGUCAGGAAGGAAGACAAGACAUGAUCACAGGUAAUCAUACGACCAUAUAUAAAUGCUCUGUUGCGUUUAUUAACAUCAACUGAAGAAAUCAUGGAUGUGGUCUUUUUUUGUGUGGGUUUAUUUUUGGGGAAAUAUACAAAGUAUAAAAUAUGUAAAUGCAUGAUUUUGAGAUUUCAGAAACUCUUGUGACAAAGUAUCCAAAAAGCCUCUAGGACCAGACAGCUUAGAAAGAAAGUGAAGAAGAGUCCCCGUAGACAUUUUACAUCUCUGACACAUAGCAGAAACUCCAAAAUUAAGCUUAUAAGGAGUAUUAUUAUAUGUUCUCUGUAAGAUUUUAUAUUGAAAGUGUCUGUGUGGGUGUGGUACUGGUAAUGCAAGUGAUUUCUAGGAUAUUUGACACAAAUGACCUAACUGCUGUGUGAUCAGAAAUGCUUUCAGCCUUAACACAAUAAUAACGCUGCUCCAUAAUUUAACAGCACUACCAUACUGUGUUAUAUAUUACAGAAGUAAUGGGCAGAUAAUGGAAGUAAUGUACACAAGAAAUGGAAACUGUCUCUGUCUGAUACCGCAAGGGUUUAUCCUCUUAAUAUGACAUUUUAAUGGUGUUCCAUGCCUGUCUGUGUGUAUCCCUGUAAAUAUGUUUUUCUGUACUUUUACAUGGUGUUACUCUGACUGUCUUGUGAUAUUUACAUGGUGUUACUCAGGCUGUUUUGUAAUAUUUACAUGGUGUUAGUCUGGCUGUCUUGUGAUAUUUAAAUGCUAAAUUCCCAAAACAAACCCUGCCAUUGUUUACAUAUGUCCAUAUAUCCCUUACCAUUGUGUAUAAUCAACUCCACUAUCUACACUUUGUGUAUACAUUUGCAUGCUUGUACAGUUUGUUGCUUUGUACAUUUUAUUUACUAUUCAAAGUCACAGUAGCCUUCAGAGUAGUGACUCACACAGUCAUGCCCGUGUCUCUUUACAGUCUAAACACAAUGCCACUGUCGCUGAAACAACCUCUGUGAAUGAACUCAGACACAUUUUGCAUAAUCUAUGUAAUGUAACACCUGGAGUGGCAUAAUUGUAAAAGACCAAGACUAUUAUGCUGGUAUACAAAUAGAUUUACAGCUAUGUGAGUUAAAAAAAAAAGACAGAAGCUUUCCAUGAUGAAUGAAGUUCCUUCUUUUUCAGAAGUAUGUUUAAGAAAUUGAUUCCAUCAGAAAUAUCUGUAAUUUCUGUUUCCUUUAAAUAAUAAAACAUAAAUAUUAAA